This is a messenger RNA of Lolium rigidum, 619 nucleotides long. RefSeq lists its product as uncharacterized. Bases 41 to 619 code for a protein of 192 amino acids. Lineage: Eukaryota; Viridiplantae; Streptophyta; Magnoliopsida; Poales; Poaceae. The record is from RefSeq and is a predicted model, not a curated record. The transcript is spliced from 2 exons.
UAAUUUUAGUGUUCUCCAGUGCUUGUUCAGGUUGGAAAAGAUGGCAGAUCCAGGUUUUCACUCUCGUUCUGGUAUUCCUGACCAUCUUCGUGAAGCAGUCGAUCGUCACAUCUCAGAUAUGUUUCCUGGUGAAAUGCAUAAUGAUUUACGUUCUAAGCUGAAAGAAAUGUGGAAGACUAUCUUCAUUUCGUCGAUGAUAAGAACGGGACGUGGUCUUGCUGAUCAGAUGCGUGAUAUGGUUUCUCUUUUGUCAAUUGAGUUGAAGAAGCAGCCAUGUGCUUGCAAGAGAAAGGAGCCUGAAACUGAAAAUAUUGUUGGAGGUAGUUCUGUGGCACAGAAGGGUGAUGGCAAUGCAGACAGUGAUUCUGAUUAUUGUCUUGAGGAUUGUUGUCUUGAGCGUUCGGGGCCAUGUACAUGCAAGGGAAAGGAGCCUGAAACUGCAAAUGUUGUUGGAGGUAGUUCUGUGGCUCAGGAGUAUGAUUCCUAUGCAGACGGCGAUUCGAUGAUUGUCUUGAGCUUAAGGAGCUAUCCGGGGAAGAGGAAGUCCCCAGUAAUCGCUUUGCAUAGAAUGUUGUUUGCUGAUGUACUUGAGGCUCCUAGGAAUUACAUUGAAGGGUAA